CCUAUGCAACAUAAAGAAUUAUCUCCAUUUGCGACCGUAUGAGAACAGAUAAAUAAUGUCAUUAAGCGCUUUAAGUAUUUUGAAAUAAUUUUAUUUUAAAUUUAUUUAUUGUUUCUUAAAAAUCAUGAUGUGAAAAAACUCUAAAUGUUAGAGUGGCUUUGGAAUUAAACCUUUAUUUUAAAAUGUCAUUAAUUUUACUGUUCACUACUUUAAGUAUUUUUGGUUGUGUUGGAAAAGUUUCUUCUUUCAAUGUGGCGGAUAUUUUUAAAAAUUCAUCAGUUUCAAGAGACAAAGCACUGUUUGUUGUAAAUGGAACUGAUAUUUUGUUACGCGGUGUGUCUAGCAACUGCUAUCAUUGUGUUGAAAAAACAUAUGGUGUGAUGCAUGAUGGAUGUAUCUCCCAAGUAGUUGAUACAACAUAUCCAUGGAACUAUUUUGUAAUAAAAAAAGAUUCCCUUAAAGAAUAUGCUGUUUGCAAUGGUUCUUAUCAUUUUGGGGAACAAGGAAUUUACCAGUUAGAUGUUAUUGAUGAUCAGCAAGAAAAGUUUUAUUGCAAUCAAAUCAAAAUUAUUAAAAAGCCAAGUUUUUCUAAUCUACCUUUGAUAGUGUUGUUUGCUGUUUUGGUAUCUUUAAUUAUUGUUCCUAAAGUUGGACUACUCAUUUACAGAUUUAUUUACCUCAAAGUUACAAGACACUUAAGUACUCCACGUCCCGGUUAUAUGUCAUUGGAUGGCAAUGAGAGCUCAGAGAGUUCUGCUCCUCACAGCACUGUUGAUUAUAUCAAUAAACCAAUUAAAAGGAAUAGAGUAAAGUCCAUAGACACAUUUCGAGGUAUCAGUAUAGCUGUUAUGAUAUUUGUUAAUUAUGGUGGCGGUGGCUAUUACUUUUUCAGUCAUUCAUCAUGGAAUGGGCUCACUGUAGCAGACUUGUUAUUUCCUUGGUUUAUUUUUAUUAUGGGUUCAUCUAUCUAUAUUUCAAUGCACUCUUUACGAAAGAAGUUAUCUAAAAGAAAAAUGACAGUUAAAAUUAUUUAUCGUUCAUUCAAGCUUUUACUUCUUGGAUUAUUUCUGAAUAAUGGAUUUGAUUUAGCCAAUUGGAGAUUGCCAGGUGUUCUCCAGCGGUUUGCUAUUUCUUAUUUUGUUGUUGCAUUAGUUUUUUUAUGGUUCGAUUCCCCUAAUGAAGAAUCAGAGACUAAUUCUUGGAAAAAUAUGUUUCGUGAUGUUUGGUUUCCUUUUCAACAUAUUGUUAUGCUUUUAUUGUUAACUAUUUAUUUGCUAAUUAUAUAUCUUUUAAAUGUGCCUGGUUGCCCAAAGGGUUAUUUUGGACCAGGCGGUGAUGGUGAUCACGGUGCUUAUGAGAAAUGCACUGGAGGAGCAUCAGGUUAUGUGGAUAGAACUGUAUUUGGUUUAAAUCAUAUAUAUAAAAACCCAACUUGUAAGAGUUUGUAUAACUGCUUUACAUAUGACCCUGAAGGGUUGCUGGGCACAAUACCAUCAAUUUUGUUGACUUACUUAGGGCUGCAGGCUGCACGAACUUUGUUGUUUUACAAAAGCAAAAAUGGGCAUAUCAUUCGUUGGUUUAUUUGGUCUGUUUUACUGGGUGCAUUAGCUGUUGGACUUUGUGGUGGAACACUGAAUGAUGGUGCAAUACCAAUUAAUAAGAAUUUGUGGUCUUUAUCAUAUAUAUUUGCCAUGGGAUCUACAGCGUAUCUUUUGCUUUUGAUUUGCUAUGUUUUAGUAGAUGUUCUAAAAUGGUGGAAUGGUGCUCCAUUUUAUUAUGCAGGAAUGAAUUCGAUUCUUUUAUACUGUGGUCAUGAGAUAUUUGAAAAUUACUUUCCAUUUAAUUUCAAAAAUGAUGAUUCUCAUGCUCAAUUGACUAUCCGUUGUUCUGUUGGCACUGGUGUCUGGUUAAUUGUAUCUUAUGUUUGUUAUUUGCAAAAAAUUUAUCUUAAAUUGUAAUUUAUAAAUGAAUUUGACAUUUAAAUAUAAACAAGUCAAGACAAUGAAAAAUUGUUCAUAAGUUUAACAAUUUUAAAUAACUACAUCAGAUAUUGUUUUUACAACAUACAUUAUUAUAUAUUAAGUAUUGUUGUUACACAUC
Messenger RNA from Hydra vulgaris (swiftwater hydra), 2100 nucleotides. Its product is annotated as heparan-alpha-glucosaminide N-acetyltransferase. Lineage: Eukaryota; Metazoa; Cnidaria; Hydrozoa; Anthoathecata; Hydridae. The record is from RefSeq and is a predicted model, not a curated record.